AAAAGCAUAUGGACGUCAUAAAUCUAAGGAGGGGAAUGAACUUUCAAGAGGAUCUGCUGUUUGCGACUGACGACUACAGAUGCGCAGUAAUUAUGGUCACGACCACAGUUUGCGGUAGGCACCGUACGUAUGACCUACGAAUCAGGGGCGCUUAUGUUAUACUUCGACCUCCAGCAAAGUGCCUCGAAGAAUACCUGAAGUACGAAAAGCAUGGAAAAGUAAUAUAUGAGCCAAGCUGCCCAAGCAUACUUAAGAGACAUGAGAAGACGGCGUUGUAUGAACCACAAAUUGAUCGCUGCGGAAAUCGCAAUAACUGAUACCGGUAUCAUUGGGGAUCGACACAAACUUUUAUGCAGGUAGUCACAACUGUGAGCGUGAAAAUACGUGCGUUA
Molecule: messenger RNA, 392 nt
Organism: Rhipicephalus microplus (southern cattle tick)
Lineage: Eukaryota; Metazoa; Arthropoda; Arachnida; Ixodida; Ixodidae
Source: RefSeq, a predicted model, not a curated record